Desarmillaria tabescens is the source of this 440-nucleotide messenger RNA. RefSeq lists its product as uncharacterized. Lineage: Eukaryota; Fungi; Basidiomycota; Agaricomycetes; Agaricales; Physalacriaceae. The transcript has a single exon. The record is from RefSeq and is a predicted model, not a curated record. The coding region runs from base 59 to 352 and encodes 97 amino acids.
CAACUCCGUCAAGGGACGCGAGACACGCGGAUAGAUAUCUUUCCAUGCCGGCGUCACGAUGAUGCUUCAAUAUCGCUCCCACCUCUUUACUAAUCUCAUCUGUGGCCGCUUUGCGCGAUUCAUACGCUGGGACCGAUCCGGGGCCAUCGUCAGCAAGAGGUUCGACUGCACCAAGGAAACGACCCUGAUCUUUGAAUUUUACAAGCGAUUUGCACAGUUAACACCUAGCCAACGAGGGAAAGACAGACUGUUUCUUCCAUUGCUGAUGACGACCCGGACGCCAUACUUGCUCGGGCCAAAUUCUGCCUGUACGACACGGAUAUGUGGCAUGGUGAAUGGGGGUCUAGGGUGAAGAAAGAGAUCAAUAUUGAGGACCAGAAGCUGUUCCGCAUCGACAUGACCCUCGACGGGAAAGCUCGGCGAUUCGUGGUGUGUGCUCC